Notolabrus celidotus (New Zealand spotty) is the source of this 1794-nucleotide messenger RNA. RefSeq lists its product as uncharacterized. Lineage: Eukaryota; Metazoa; Chordata; Actinopteri; Labriformes; Labridae. The record is from RefSeq and is a predicted model, not a curated record. Bases 1031 to 1480 code for a protein of 149 amino acids. The transcript has 4 exons.
GUUCAUUGAGGUUAGAUAUUUUUACUUGUUUUGGAAAGUCUUCACAAGCCAAAUUGUCUUGUUCUUUUGGCAGAUAAUUUUGCUGAGUUUAAGUAAUAUACCCCCAAUUUUUGUAUAUCUUUUUUUGUUUUUGAAGGCUGGCUUUUUGCAGUGCAGAAACACAAGAAGAUGCAGGACUGAAGAAUUACUAACAUUUGAUCAGGGACUUUAAGAUGGUUGAGUAAAUCAACCUCAAGCUGUCUGAUUGUGAUCAAAUAUAUAAGCAGAAAUUGUGGAGACAAUGCAGAAUCUCUGCAGAAAAGUUGAAAUGUGCAAAUACAGAAUUGAUUUCUGUACACUGGAAUAUAUAUAGAAUUCACCAUUAGCAUCAAAGCUAGGCGGUUUGUGGACAUGCAAAUGGGUUUGUAGUAUCAAGCCCUGGGUUCUGAUCUAAGUUAAAUGAAUCAGUGAAUGAAAUUAAUCCCUGCAGUUUGUGAAUCAGGUGUCUCCAGUCAAUGGAGGUGAAUGGCCCUGAGUUUCGGGACAUGGAGGAAAUCCUCACUGCGUCACUGAAACGUCACAAUUUCCGCCUGUCUACCCUCCAUCUGUCCUACUCUCCUUCUCCAUCAGCUUUCAAUUUAACAUGAAAUACAUGUCUGAUAAUACUGACGUUUGAGUUUUGAGCUAUAAACAGUCUGAAGUCUCUGAAGUCAGUAAAACAAGACAGCAUGAGCUGUUUUAGAGCCCAAAUGUGAACAGACGGUUGUUUUCCUAUGCAGCUUCAUUUAGAAGUGUUCUGCUGGUAAUGGGAUCUUCUUUAAUCCUGUUUGAGGUCCAGAGGUCAUCACUCAAAUCCCCAUAAGAGGAGACAGCAACAGCACAGAGGUGUGCACAUGGACUCCAACUGAAGCACAGGAGGUAAUGCAACGAACGGAGUCUGCUUUUUUAAAUGAUAUCAUCAGAUUGUUUCAAUAGGUGAUACGACUUGCAGGUAAAAGCUUCAGUUCUGUCAUAUAUUUAAGAAGAGCAGCAACACUUGCUGAUUUAGGUCAUGGAUUCCCUCAUGUCGCUGGGUGCCCCACUGAAGCAGUUCACCAGCUGUAUGUCUGGGAAAAACACAGCGGCUAAGAGGACCCAGUCGGUCCGCAGAAACAGCUUCACCCGCAGGAAGAGCGUCAGCAGCAGGAGGAGAAGCCUUCCCUGCAGCAGCCAGAAAGUACCGGACUCCUGGUUGCGAAUAUACCAGGCUGAGCUGAAGAAGGAACGGAAAAGGCAGCAAGCCAUGCUCGCCAAGAAGAACGCAGAGAGAUCUGUCAGGAGAACUCACUUUAGGAGCCACCACUGCCUCCCAAGGCAGACCCCAGCCGCCAGAAAAGCAGCCCCAGCAAAGGAUGACUCCAUCUUCGGAGCCUUUCAAGGUCUUAGUCUGGACGGUCUGAUGGGAGGCAGUAAUGCUCUAGCUGCUCCUUCUGCUGCAGGAGAUCCCUGCAAAGUCAUGUGAGACUCACUAAGUGAUCAGACUUCAAAUAUUCCUUAAAACCCAAAGACUUGAAGAGCAAAAAGCUCAGGGUGGAAAGGUGACAGAGGGGGCUGACACCUUCUCUGACCAAAGAACGGAGUAUUUAUAUCAUGUCAGUGCUUCUUUAGAUAUGUUGAGAUAUCUUGCCCAUGAUUCCUGGAUGUUAACUUUUGCUGUGUCCACCUUUGUACCAUUUCUGUUCACUGUGAAUCUUGUCAUAAAACUGAUGCAAUCUUUGUUGUUUCCCUGUGUCGCUGCAAUGUACUUAUCCUCGUCAACUGUAACCAAGCAUUAAA